UCCCUGUCUCGAUUCAAAACAGAAACAAUGCUCUUUUAUGUGGAACAAUUGAAUUGUCCAAGGUACAUAUACUAGCGAACAGAGGCUCUGUCCUCGAACACCAACUACAUCUCUUUAACAAGCGAAACAUUCUCUUUGGUUCAUUUACGCAUAUAAAGAAAGGUGCCUGCUCGAUAAUUCGUUUCGCAUCAUAUCUCAUCAUCACUUAACCAUUACUACACACACAAGCUAUUCCCCGUCAAAAUGUCACCGCUAAACAAAAAAUACGAUGCGAAGUCCUUGCUCAAUAUGAUCAAGAAUGAGGCAUUGGCCUUCCAACGCCCACAUUCGUCUAGGCUACAAGAACUCGUAGCUUGCUUCAACCAUUGCCAGCAGGAGGCAGCAGCUAGAAGCCCGGUUUUAGAGCAGCUGAAAGAUUUGAUUUUGCGGUUCAUGGAACUCCUUGAUACAUGUUUCUUCUUCGAGACUCUGAGAAAGAAAUCACAGAGCGGGCAGCCUACGAUCCUUUUGCUCAUUAAGGACGAUUACUCUACCGUUGAUUCGGUAGGAAUAAGGGGGCUCUUCCGGGGGGACGAGGAAAGCAUAACGAUCUAUCUGCGAGAGUUACCCAAAGGGCGCCCAAAAAGAUACGCUAUCGAGUGGGUUCUACAUACCUUGCUACAUGAAUGUGUACAUGCCUUUAUUCACCUAAAUUGUGACGAGAGCCAUCCCAAGCACUACGAGCGAGUAGAGCAGAACGGGCAGCAUGGCUCGAUAUUUCGUGACAUGUAUCGACUUAUUAGUGACAGGUUGAAGGAGCUGUUCGACUCUCCUGCUUUCGACCAUGCACGCGAGAUGGACCCCGAAAUUGGGACAUUCAGGUACCAAGAUAGUGUCCCCGGCGGUCCUCGUCCUGCGUCUCCCCCUUACUUUCCUCCCGGCGGCCCACCGAGCGGCCCGCAACCAAGCCCCUUCCCGGUUCAUGGUGGCUUUCCUGGCGGACCUCCUCCUCGUGGUCCUCCUUGUUAUUUCCCUCCUCCUGGAUACUUCCCUCCGUCUGGUGGUCCUUUUCCACCUCGAGGUUUUCCUCCUGGACCCCCUGGUGGUUUUCCGUACUAG
Molecule: messenger RNA, 1098 nt
Organism: Xylaria bambusicola
Lineage: Eukaryota; Fungi; Ascomycota; Sordariomycetes; Xylariales; Xylariaceae
Exons: 1
Coding region: 244-1098 (284 amino acids)
Source: RefSeq, a predicted model, not a curated record